This is a messenger RNA of Sapajus apella (tufted capuchin), 2327 nucleotides long. It is a transcript of the gene GORAB, whose product is annotated as golgin, RAB6 interacting. The record is from RefSeq and is a predicted model, not a curated record. The transcript is spliced from 5 exons. Gene Ontology annotation, biological process: non-motile cilium assembly. Lineage: Eukaryota; Metazoa; Chordata; Mammalia; Primates; Cebidae. The coding region runs from base 575 to 1219 and encodes 214 amino acids.
UGGCUGAUUGGCCGCGACCGAGGAAAAACCCGGAUGCGCUGGGCAGCGGUGUUGGCAGUCAGGGCUCUGAUAUUUGGGCACUUUUGGGGGUGCCGGUGUCCCGGGCCGAUGGCGCAGGGUUGGGCAGGCUUCUCUGAGGAGGAGCUGAGGAGACUAAAGCAGACUAAAGAUCCAUUUGAACCACAGCGACGUCUUCCUGCAAAGAAAAGUCGACAACAACUUCAACGAGAAAAAGCCAUUGUAGAGCAAAGCCAAAAACUUGGGCUUCAAGAUGGGUCAACCUCAUUACUUCCAGAGCAGCUGCUUUCAGCACCAAAACAGAGAGUUAACCUUCAAAAACCACCUUUUUCUUCCCCUACUCUUCCUGGUCAUUUCAUUCUCACCUCUCCUGUUGGUGAUGGACAACCACAGGGCAUUGAAAGUCAACCAAAGGAAAUGGGACUUGAGAAUUUCCAUGAUCACAGCAAUGUUGACAUUCUACCUCCAAAGCCAGAUUGCAAAUUGGAGAAAAAGAAAGUGGAAUUGUUAGCAAGAAAAGUCUCGUUGGGAAGUCCUCCAACAAGAACAACGGCUAAUGGAAGAGAAAAAUAAACGUAAAAAAGCUCUUUUGGCUAAAGCUAUUGCGGAAAGAUCCAAAAGAACUCAGGCAGAGACCAUGAAACUAAAGCGGAUCCAGAAGGAGCUGCAGGCUUUAGAUGACAUGGUAUCAGCUGACAUUGGAAUUCUCAGGAACCGCAUUGAUCAGGCCAGCUUAGACUAUUCAUAUGCUCGGAAGCGGUUUGACAGGGCUGAAGCAGAAUAUAUUGCAGCAAAGCUAGAUCUACAGCGCAAGACUGAGAUAAAAGAGCAACUCACUGAACACCUUUGUACAAUCAUACAGCAAAAUGAGCUCCGAAAGGCUAAGAAGUUGGAGGAGUUGAUGCAACAACUAGAUGUACAAGCUGAUGAAGAGACUUUGGAGCUUGAGGUGGAGGUAGAGAGAUUGCUACACGAACAAGAAGCAGAAGCAAGGAAACCAGUGGUUCAUUUAGAGAGGCCAUUUCAGCCUGCUGAGGAGAGUGUGACAUUAGAAUGUGCUAAAGAGAACAAAAAGUGUCAAGAACAAGCUGUUUCCCCAAAGGCAGACAAACAGUGUGGAAAUUCCAAUGGCAUCCCCUUUCUUAGUCCAAACUGCCCAAAUCAAGAAGGUAAUGACAUUUCAGCUGCUUUGGCCACAUGAAGUUCUGGUAUUCUUUUGAACUAAUAUGGCAUUCAGUAAAGUAUACUUUUUGCAGUAGAUUAUGCCCUUACCUCCAAUAAAAACCUAUUUAAAACAAUGCUAUGAAUUUUGAAUGAUUAGCUUUCUUAAGUUAAUAUGUUUGGCCAUUCUAAAAUCCGAAAUUAUGAUAAUUUUAUUUCUCAGGGUAUAUUUCAUCUUUAUUUUGGCCUAGUUCUUUCAGUGUUCAUUUACUCUUUUUACUGAAUAAAAUAAAUGACUUAAAAGGAUGGGAGAAAAACUACGUGCUUGGAGUGUUUUUAGACCAGGUAAAUAUAGAAAAGUAAAAUGGAAAAAUGAUACUCAAUACAUAGCUGUACUCAUUUCAUUUCUCCUGGGAGAAGUAUUAAGACUUUCUGAAAGUCCUAUUUUAUUUAAUCAGUAAAAAGGCACAAAAAUUACAAUGUGAAAAAGAGAAAGACAGGAAGAGAAGAAAAAGUUACAGGUUGAAUUAUCUAUCUGGAUAUCACUAGAGUUGUAAAACACAACUUGGAAAUCGGAAUUUAUAUGAAGAACCAGACAACUUAAGCCAGCAUCACUUUUGUCUUCAAUUUGCUUUAAAUGGUUUUAGUUUACAGCCUGCGUUUUGUUCUUUGAAACACACACGCACGUAUCUGUAAAUAUAUUAUAUAUGUAAUUUUACUAUUAUAUUGUCUUUCUUUUAAUCAAUGAAUUGAUUAAAUUUAGACAAAACAUUUCUAAAGCGAGGCUGAAAAUAAUAUAGAAAAUCUCAUUGCUACUUUUGAUUAUCAAAAAAAGUUACCUAUAAAUAUGUAUUUGAAUGUUGGACAUAAAUUAACCUGUCAUGAAGGAUUUAAAAUGUUAAAAUGCUGAUUUUCUUAUUAGUUUGUUAAUUGCCUGUUACUAAUACUUGGCCAAUACAUUGUGCUAUAUGUAAAUGUGUAAGUAAAUAUUGUAAUUUUCUCACAGUCUGAAUAUUACAUUAAAUUAUGAUUUAUUUAUCAGAAAUUCCAAAAAGUAAAAAUAUUACCUUUGAAGACUUUUUUUUAAAAAAGAAUUAUUAUCCCAAAACAUGAGGACAAAUAUAAGAUUGUAUCCAUAAAAGUUUCUG